GUUGCUGUUUCCGUUAUUCUCCGGCGAACUCGUCUCCGAUAUAUUUCCUCUUCUCUUCUCACUUCUAGUCUUCUCCGAGUCUUCGGAGCCAGAAGCCGGCGGCUUCCGAAAAAGAAGAGGAGCUGCUCCGGCGAAGAUCACGGACAUGGCAUCGUCGGCGUUCGGUGGAACGACGCAGAAAUGCACGGCGUGCGGAAAGACGGUUUACUUGGUGGACCAGCUCGUUGCAGAUAACCGCUUCUUCCACAAGGCUUGUUUUCGCUGUCACCACUGCAAGAGAACGCUGAAGCUCAGCGAUUACAGCUCCUUUGAGGGUGUUCUCUAUUGUAAGCCUCAUUAUGAUCAGCUUUUUAAGAUGACUGGAAGUUUGGAUAAGAGUUUUGAAGGCGCUCCAAGGUUUGCUAGGGCAGAAAGGCAAACUGAUCGUGAGGGCCAAGCAAAUAGCAGAAUUUCAAGUAUCUUUCUUGGGACGCAGGACAAGUGUGUAGUGUGCAGGAAAACUGUGUAUCCUAUUGAGAAGGUAGCAGUUGAUGGAACUUCAUACCACAGGCCAUGCUUCAAAUGCUCCCAUGGAGGAUGCACUAUCAGUCCUUCCAAUUACAUGUCACACGAUGGCAAGCUCUACUGCAAGCAUCAUCACAAUCAACUCUUCAAGUCCAAGGGAAAUUUCAGCCAGUUUGGAGGGAAGCAUGAAGAAAUAAGAGCCCGUGUGAAGGUACCAGAGCCUAUUGAGAACACUGAGAACCACACAGGAGAAAAUAUCAUAGCAAAUUUUCAAGAAAAUAACAUAGCGAGUGUUUGAAUGUUCUCUUUAGAGGUCAAUUUUUGUACUGAGCUGUUCCUUUUUGUAUGUUUUUUUGUUUUAUGUUCGUCAACGAGUCUGUCUAUUUGUGUCUGAGAAUCUGCUUACCGGAUAUCAAGACGAGGCCUGAGCGUUUUGAGUUAUUUCAUAUUUCUAUUAAGAGGAAGAAUGUCCAAAACUAUUGCUUGGAAGAGGUGAUAGGAACAUAUACCUCUUUGUCUAAUAAAGGAGGUAAUUUUGUUAA
Messenger RNA from Dendrobium catenatum, 1046 nucleotides. Its product is annotated as LIM domain-containing protein WLIM1. Gene Ontology annotation, molecular function: actin filament binding. The coding region runs from base 146 to 802 and encodes 218 amino acids. Gene Ontology annotation, cellular component: plasma membrane; actin cytoskeleton. The transcript has 5 exons. NCBI's taxonomy places the organism in Eukaryota, Viridiplantae, Streptophyta, Magnoliopsida, Asparagales, Orchidaceae. The record is from RefSeq and is a predicted model, not a curated record. Gene Ontology annotation, biological process: actin filament bundle assembly.